GCCGGGCCACGGCGGGGCACCCGGCUUCCUCGGUGGGAGCCGACAGGGCGGGAACGCCAGGCAGAGCAUAGAAGGCUGUUGCUGAGAGGGGACUUCAGGGAGCAGUGGCAGAGCUCUGGGAGAGGAGUGGAGAAUGACUCAGCAGGGAGCUGUUCUUCAGGGUUACAAUAAUGAACUAGUGAAAUGCAUUGAAGACUUAUGUAUGCAAAAAGAAGAGCUGAACAAACAAAUCCAGCAAGCAGAAGAGGAAAAAAAUAAACUCCAGCAUGAAAUCCAAGUCCUGAGUGAACAACUGGAGUGUGUAUGUGAAAAUCUGGCCCAAAAGGUAGCUUCACGGAAUGAGCUUGAUAAGAUUCUUGCUGAAACUGAAGCUGCUUACAUGAAGAUUUUGGAUAGUUCUAGAACUUUACUUAAUGUCCUGAAGAAGGAAGUGGGAAGCUUAAAGCAUACGCCAGAGCUGAAAACCAAUGUAACGUGAAACAGUCAAAUGUUUGGACUCCACAGUGCUAAAAUUCCACUAGGCUGUUAAAACUGAAGAAGUUUUAAGGGAAGCCUUGUAAGUCUUUAAGGAAGUCUACUUCACAACCAUUAUUACAUCUAAGAGUAGCUAUUUCAGUGUCAAAACUAAAAUACUGGAGAUGUUUGAAUUUUUGAUGUUACAAAACUAAGGGAAAUAUGUAACUGUUGGUUAGUAUUUAUACACACUGGGGCCUCCCAACUUUCAAACAAAAGGUUGAAAUGUUGUUAAAAUUCCAUUCAGUGAUCCCAAUCUGUAAAAUUUCUGUUUAAAUUCAUAUUCACAAAUGGAGAGCAAUAAUACCAUAUCUCUAGGGCUUCCCUAUUUGUAGAAUAACUCUCAAGUGUGGCAGUCAUUGUGAAGUAAGUGCACCUGCAGAGCUGUUACUCAAAAAUAGCUCUUACCUUUAUAUUCUGUAUUGACCCAAAUGAACAUACUGUGUCCUUUUAUUGAAGCGGUAAACCUUUUUCACUGCUUUUCCAGGUAGUAUAAAUCUUGACAUAAAUAGCUUUUCUUAAAGAGCUUCAGUUUGUUCAGAAUAGAAAACAUGCAAACUAAAUUAACACACAGUAUUGCUUGAACAGAAAUGAUAAUUUGCAGAUUACAGCAGCUCUGUAGGGCUAAUCUGUGAUGGAAGAUUUGCCUGAAAUAAGGCAGGUUAUAAAUUUAAAGCAUCAUACUUAUUCCAGACUUAAUUUUUUAUAUUGUUUUUAUAUGACUGGGUUAGAUCCAGUAAUUUACUUGAGUGCUUACAAUCUAGAGGCCUUAAUGACAAAAGUUCAGGUUACCAAAUUUUAGUGCCUAAUCUAAAGUGCUCUGUUGGGUGUCUUGUAGCUUAUUUGGUAUGUGAGGAGACACAGUUUUUUAAUUCCUGCCUGUGCUUGAUUCAAAGCUCCAGUGUAAAGCAUCUAGAGCAGUGGUCUAAUUUCCUGAAUUUAUGUAGUGGCACCUCCACCUGGUUUCCAAAUAACAGUACAUAACUGGAGGAGAGAUGAUGAUUCCCAGCUUUUAUAGCAAUAAAUAUGUACCUAGCACAUACAACUCUAGCCAUCAGCAGGUUUUUCAAAACUUUUGAGUGUUGACUUCUGCCAAGUAAAUUUAGUUCAUUAUGUACGAUAGAGUUGGGUGGUUACCAAAGAAACUGCUUGUGGAUGGUAUGUUGAAGUAAUUUUCUGUGUGGAGGUGAUUAUAUGAACCACUGGGUGAAGUCCCAUAUACAAGCAAUCACUCACAAUCCAUAAUUGUCUCUGUGGAGAUGCUUACUCUUCAGUUCAGGUACCUCCCCACACACAGUUUCUGCUAAUCACCUUGUAGGAAUGGAGGUGAGUGGACUGGGGUGGGCCCUAAUUUUUGGGGUGGAGAAUAAGUAUGGAUGUGCAGUCCUGGUUUGGGAAGAAUGGAGCAUGGGGGAUGUGAUAGAAAGAGAGGUGGGCUUCCUUUUAAU
Haliaeetus leucocephalus (bald eagle) is the source of this 1961-nucleotide messenger RNA. Its product is annotated as Sjoegren syndrome nuclear autoantigen 1 homolog. Lineage: Eukaryota; Metazoa; Chordata; Aves; Accipitriformes; Accipitridae. Gene Ontology annotation, cellular component: centrosome; ciliary basal body. The record is from RefSeq and is a predicted model, not a curated record. Bases 134 to 478 code for a protein of 114 amino acids. The transcript is spliced from 3 exons.